AUGGCAUGUGGAGAGGGUGAACUUUCCAGUCUGGCUAAAGGGAAUGUUGAACACCUGCGAGGUCAUUUAAGUGACGACCCUGUGUCACUUACAUCACAUCAGGGCAUUGAGGGGAUUCAGGUGUUUUUGCAUGAGAAAGAUUUGUGGACCAAGUUCCACACCGUCACAACAGAAAUGAUCAUCACUAAAGCAGGGCGACGGAUGUUUCCCAGCUAUAAAAUUAGAGUGACUGGCCUGAACCCGAAGGCGAAGUAUAUUCUUUUGAUGGAUAUCGUACCAGUUGAUACUCACCGCUACAAAUUUGCUGACAAUAAAUGGUCUGUGAGUGGGAAAGCAGAAGCAGCCAUCUUAGGCAGACUGUACAUCCACCCCGAUUCUCCUGGCACAGGACUCCACUGGAUGAGGCAGCUGGUGUCUUUCCACAAACUCAAGCUCACCAAUAACCACCUGGACCCUUUUGGACAUGUAACUCAUAUCAUCUUGAAUUCCAUGCAUAAAUAUCAGCCUCGACUUCACAUCAUCAAAGCUGAUGAAAAGAGUGGGUUUGGAUCAUCAAACACAGCCUUCUACACACACUCCUUCCCAGAGACAGUCUUCAUUGCUGUGACAUCUUACCAAAAUCAUGCAAUCACCCAACUAAAAAUCGAGAACAACCCGUUUGCAAAAGGCUUCCGUGGCAAUGAGGACCUAGAAAUGCAUCGCAUAUCCCAGAUGCCAAGUAAAGAGUAUGUGCUGGUACCACAAAACACUACCAGGCCAAGGCUGGUCUCCAGUGUCCAGUUUCCAAAUCGGCUUCCCCACUCUGCACCCUACAUGGCUGUCAGAGCCUCCACAGAAAAAGGACAGGGUAAAGAUCUUUUCUCUGGGAUCGCUGUACGCUGUUUCUGUUUGACAGACGCAGAUCUGAGUGGUGCUAGCGUGUUUCUCCAGCAACAGCAGCAUGACGGACUCCCUCACUUCCUCUGCCCGACUCUCACCUGUGAGCGGAACCAGCCCUAUGGGGCAGAGCCAGCCUGUCUGCAGCCCUGCAUGUUCUCCAGCUCACGCGGGGACACUGAUGAGACUGACUGGUCUUUCUAUCCAGAGUGUCUACCCCAACAGAGAUUCUCCACUGGCCAGCAAGUUAGUGGGAGCCUCAGCUACAGACCUGACUCUUUAGACUUCUAA
This is a messenger RNA of Clupea harengus (Atlantic herring), 1167 nucleotides long. It is a transcript of the gene tbx5b, whose product is annotated as T-box transcription factor TBX5-like. Gene Ontology annotation, molecular function: RNA polymerase II cis-regulatory region sequence-specific DNA binding; DNA-binding transcription factor activity, RNA polymerase II-specific. Gene Ontology annotation, biological process: positive regulation of DNA-templated transcription; cell fate specification; regulation of transcription by RNA polymerase II. Bases 1 to 1167 code for a protein of 388 amino acids. The transcript is spliced from 8 exons. The record is from RefSeq and is a predicted model, not a curated record. Lineage: Eukaryota; Metazoa; Chordata; Actinopteri; Clupeiformes; Clupeidae. Gene Ontology annotation, cellular component: chromatin; nucleus.